This is a messenger RNA of Caenorhabditis briggsae, 1242 nucleotides long. The transcript has 5 exons. The record is from RefSeq and is a predicted model, not a curated record. NCBI's taxonomy places the organism in Eukaryota, Metazoa, Nematoda, Chromadorea, Rhabditida, Rhabditidae. The coding region runs from base 1 to 1242 and encodes 413 amino acids.
AUGGCCGGACUCAUUCGAUCACUGUUCAAAGGCAAAAAGACACGAAAGGAUAGCAAAGAGCCCGAUAAUCGCGAGGAUUAUAUCGUUUUCCAGCCAUGUCCGUCAUUCAAACAACCCCGUCAACCGACCGCCCGUUUCUCCGAUGACUGUAUGCUACCGGCGACGGCCGCCUAUCACGUAUCCGGCGCUCCAAAACUCCGUAAAGGCCCUCAAAGUUGUCCGGGAGGCAAUCGAAACGAUCCACAUUUGAGAACACGAAGCUUAUCGAGAAAACCAUCCUAUCGCCGUCAGGAUUUCGAUAUAGAUUCGGGAUUUGAGAGAAAUCGACAAAAGUACAGAGCCCCCAUGAAGCCUGGCAGAAGUCGUUGCUCGCUCUACGAUCCGCGGUCAGAAGAAGACGACUCAACCGAUGAAAACGAUCGAAUCGAGAUGUUCGAGCGAAAAAGCGAGUACUACAUGAAGAAAUUCGAGGAGUCUGAACGCCAGCGACGCGAAGAACGUCGUCGUCAGGAGCGUUUGGAGCACGAGAGAAACAGUAUUCAGAGUGCAAUGUCGAAUAUGGCAUACUGUACGUCGGUUCAACAAAUGGCGUCUGUAAAACAGAUGGAGCAACUGAAAAAGGAGCGAGAUCAGUUUCGGAAGGAGUUGGGACGGUAUAAGACGAAAUAUGAGAAGUUGGAGAAUAGAUAUGAGCAAUUGGGAACAAGUCAGAAUACGCCACUUUUUGGUGGUCCAGGAGGAGCGUUUAAGACCCAAUUCCAACCUCCGGCACAAUUUCUGACUCCACAAUUUUCCGCCUCUUCUCACACUUUCGCCUAUCCGAAUCCUCCAAACUUCAAACCACUGUCUUCUGGAGGCCCACCAUCACUUCAUCACCGCUCCAUGGACGCCUUCAUCGACAUAAAACCACCACGUCAUCAGCCGUUCCAGAAUCUUCUAACGUCUUCUGAUGGAUCCACGAGGAGUUUUGAAACGAUGAGCCAUACGCCGACGACGAUUGGAAGCGACGGAGGUGGAGGAGGAGGAGCUGGAGAGGCUCUGGUCAAUCCAAUGGACCUCAGCUUUCUGGGAAAUUCGUCUAGUUUAGAGGGAAAUGUUCACUUCCUUGGCUCCGCCCACAACGACGACGAGGAUGAGAUCAAGAACUAUCGCUACGACGACGCAUUUCUGGCAUCGAGUCCACUGAGUCAACUCACUCAAUACACAACUAACACCACUUCGAACACUCAUAAUACACAAUAA